Molecule: messenger RNA, 4304 nt
Organism: Paramormyrops kingsleyae
Lineage: Eukaryota; Metazoa; Chordata; Actinopteri; Osteoglossiformes; Mormyridae
Product: ALS2 C-terminal-like protein
Biological process (GO): endosomal transport; regulation of GTPase activity
Cellular component (GO): cytoplasmic vesicle; cytoplasm
Molecular function (GO): small GTPase binding; guanyl-nucleotide exchange factor activity
Source: RefSeq, a predicted model, not a curated record
CACCUUGGGAUACGCUGUCAGCCGGGCACCUGACUUCCUCGACUCAGCUGGGCAGCAGGCCAUUUAGUUCGGCUAGAUGGGGGACAAGUAAACACCUCACACGGACAGGAUGGAGUGCAGACAAAAUUUGACCGCCGAAAUAUUCAGGCACAGACACUACUGACAUAUGAAGACUGUUGAGGUUCCUGCUCUGAUCGCUGGCCCUCGUGCCUCAGCCACCUCAUCUCUGCAAAUCUCUCCAAUGAAAUCUCUUUCCCGUCAACACUCACACCUGGGAUAAACAUGUCACUUGUGCAAAUGAAGGACAAGUGGAUCAAAGUAGGCCAGGAUCUAGUAAAGACUGACAAAGCUUUUCUGGAGUACCUCAGUGACGUGAACGUCACUGUUCUACAACACCUACUCAACCACAAUGCAGUGGAAGGUAAAAGGCAGAUGCAGAUGACUCAGUUACUGCAGCUGAGUGAGAAGUUUCAAGCUCUCUGGGAUUAUACAGAAGUGAAGUGCAAGCAGCUCCAGACACUCACAGGCCAGGGCAACGUUCAGAGCAGCAGGGACGUGUACAUCAUCGAGCAGAUGGAGAGCAUCCAGCAGCUCUAUACAGAAUACUUCUCAUCCUUCACAAAUUUUGUGGUAGUUGGAGGCUUUGACUAUAUUGGCAAAAAGACAAGUACAUAUUGGAAAGAGAACAAGGUGAACCUCUGGAGAUUCAUCAAUGCACAGAAAUGCGAGAGCUCGGUGUCACUGAACCUCUACAGGAUUCUGCAUGAACGUCUGCGGGAGCAGAUCAGCCAUUACACUCGCAUACUCACUCUUCUCACUGAGGAUGACCGACAGAUUGUGGGUGAUGAAGGACUGGAUGGGUCUCUAAGGGGAUUUAUGGACCUCAAAAGCUACAUCAGUCAAGUUCUUGAUGAAGCUACUCUCACCAAAGACCUGUGGAAAUCCCUGGGCCAGAAACUGACGGAUAUUUUAUGUACCCCGGAACGUCGUUUACAGGAGGACAGUAAAAAUGCUCCCAUCUCCUUAUCAGCAGGACGGUUCGGUCACGAUCGUAUUCUUCUUUGCAAUGAUGCUCUGAUCCACCUACAGGGAUCUGAUGUUCGCUACUACGAUCUGUCUACACUGUGGAUUGAACCAAUAGAUAUGGAUAUUUCAGAAAGCAAGUCUUUGAAGGUCAUCACUCCUGAGGACCAGCUGAUCUUCCACACCCUGGAACCGCAUAAUCGGGUGAUGUGGUACUGGAAGCUCAAUCAGGCUGUCCGCCAGUGUUUGGCCAAGAAGCGAGACUUUCCCCUGUGGGGAAAAGGGAACAAGGGACAACGGCCAGCUAACCCACCCAAUUGCCGAUUUACUACUUACACGUUUAAAAACGAGGGAAGACUGAAAAACGCCAUCUAUGAAGGUGACUGGAAACAAGGGAAACCACACGGCAAAGGGACACUAAAAUGGGAAGAUGAACGCAAUUAUACUGGAGAUUUCAUAAAUGGCCUUGAACACGGGUUUGGAGUAUAUUUAGUUUCCCAGGCUGAAGGAUACAACUGUUACAAAUGCCACUGGAUCGAGGGGAAAAAGCAGAGAUACGGAAUGUGUGAGUACAGCACCAACACCAUAUACAGGGGCUACUUCAAGGGGGACCUUCGGCAUGGAUUUGGAAUUUUGGAAAGCAACCGGGGGGAGAGCAGCUUGAUCCGAUAUGUGGGGCACUGGGAGAAUGACAGGAAACAUGGCUAUGGCAUCAUGGAGACUGCAGACAGCGGCGACCGCUACAUCGGCAUGUGGAAGGAUGACCAAAGGGAUGGCAGAGGUAUCAUGGUGACGCAGUCAGGACUCUGCUACGAAGGCAACUUCCAGGGGGGCAAGCUAAUAGGUAAAGGUGUCUUGCUGUCUGAGGAUAACUCACUUUAUGAAGGAGAGUUUACUGAGGACUUACAGCUACGAGGAAAGGGAAAGAUGACUUUUCCAGAUGGCAUUACAAUUGAAGGGACUUUCAGCAGCACGUUUGGGAACGGACUGCAAGCAAAUGGAGUUAUGAACACAUCUAACAAUACUGAGAUGUCCUAUGCAGCCACUCAUCUACAGCUAGGACAAGAUUUCCUUGUUCUGGGGCAAUGGCCAGGUGUCUUUACCCCCUUCAUAGAGUAUCUGCGCUCCGAUUGCACUGAGAAAAUGGAGGAGGCUUUCCUGGGAUUCCACACGGAGAGCAGCAGGUCCCUGCGAAAGGUGGGCUCUGAGGGACUGGGGGGGGACUCUCAGAGCGAUGAGCACCAUUCCUGUAGUCGCAGGGAAGCUGUGACAAACGCUGAAUUCUUAAAGGAACUGAGACUACAGCAGAGUAAAGAUCAACUUCAGCAGUAUUUGGAAAAGUCCCUACAAUCUCUCAGACACCCGUUGGGGAAACUGCUUCAAACACAAACCCUGGUCUUCCAGGCAGCCUACUCUGGCCCUGGGGCCAACAAGCAUUUGCUGGAGAUGGCCCAGAAGGAGGUCAAAUACCACGCGGAGAAGAUCCAGGAGAUCAUUAUGGAUUAUGUUCCUCAGCUUUUUAACAAAAGCUCUGAACCUGUAGAAUCAAGCGAGACUGAGAUGGACUUCUGCUCUCUGGUGCUGCCCGUCAUCUUGCCAGAGUUCUACCCUGACCUGUCCAUGCUGUACAUGUUGUAUCAUGCAGAGGACAAUGCGUGCUACAGGCAGGGCAUCCUGCACCUGAACUUGCUGUCCGAUACGAAGCUCAUGGAGUUUCUUGAUGUCCAACGACACUUAUGGCCACUGAAGGAUCUACAUCUGACUUCAAAUCAGAGGUAUUCACUUGUCCACGAUCAGUGCUUCCUCUCUGCUAUUGAAUGCGUCCAGAAGAUCAGUACAACAGCAGACCCUCAAGAGAAACUAGACAACCUUUUUCACACUGUGGAUGAAAUUGAGAGAACAGUGAACCGGAUACUAUGCAGGGAAUACAAACUGCCCUUGGAUGACCUCCUACCUCUGCUGAUCUAUGUUAUUUCUAGAGCAAGGAUUCAGCACCUGGGGUCAGAGCUGCAUUUCAUUCGUGAUAUGAUGACCCCACAAAUGCAGGGAGGAAUGGUUGACUUCCUGUUGACGGCUUUUGAGUCAUGUUACGAGCAUAUGCAGAAGGAGGAGAUACGACAGGGACGAUUUACAAACUUCACCUGAGGAUAUCCGUCCAGCACAUUUGCUUUAUACACCUCACAUAACAUCACUCUAAAAAGCACUUUAGAAACUGAAUAACAUCGAUCCUGACAUGUUUGAACUUUUUAACACCUAAAAUAAUCUAAAAGCCAUGUUUAGUGAAUUGUGCAGGACGUAAGUCAUGAACUUUAAAGGAAGAUGCACACUGCUUUACAAGGAUGUUACUGAUCAAAUUGCAUGGAUUUCUAAGACCUGAAACUUCAUUCUUUUUUUUUUUUUUGCAGAAUUACAGCUAUACACAUAAGUGGUCAUGGUUAUAAGUAUAGGGUCAAAGGUCAAAACUGCAUCAUGUGAGAUGAGUGCUUCCAAAAAUUACUGUUUACUUUUUUGUUCAGAAGUCUUUCUGUUACCUCAAGAUUAUACAGUAUAUGCAUGCAUACAGUUGUAUACAGGGCAAGUAAUGAUUUUUGAGACCCCACCCGAUUACACCAACAUCUGGUCAUACGUAAGGGAAGAGGUUGUUUUUUCCAGUGAUGUGCAUGUAUUUAUGUCAAUGUCUUAAGAAGACAUUCGAUACAAAUAUGUGAACAAGAAUUGUUCACAGUUGUUCAUUUCCAUACCAUUGUAGUAUAUUGAUAUUUUUCAUACCAUUAGAGUAAGUUAUUUAAAUAAGUUAUCAGACUCAUGGAGUUUAAUAUUAAAGUAUUUGUGGGGGGAAAGCAGAUAAUAAAUUUCAGUAGCUGACUGAAUGUCACAAACACAAAGUUUUGUGAUUCUUUUGUAAGUAAUUUGACUUCAUUUUCAAAGUUAAUAAUGGAGCUAAAACACAUCAGCUUCAUUGUGUGAAAGGGUAUCAUACUUUAAUACCAGUUGAUAUUUUUAAAAACCAGUUUUCUAAACUGAUUUUAGUCUGCUCUUUAGAUAACAUACUACAAUUGUAACGUUGGAUUGCCUGAUGAAUAGAGUGAAAAGUGACUGUCAAAAUCCCAGGCUUGUCAGCUUUUAAUGUACAAUUCAGAUGUACCUAUUCUGGACAUUUAAGCACCCUUGUUUUAAUUGUCUGAAUAUUUAAUCCAAAGGAACAAAUGAAAACUUGUAAAAUGGUGUUAAUUUAAUAUGCCAGACAUGUUUUGACUGUAAAUAAAUUGCUAAUAUUUUAA